Messenger RNA from Rhinolophus ferrumequinum (greater horseshoe bat), 1536 nucleotides. RefSeq names its product O-acyl-ADP-ribose deacylase 1 (gene OARD1). Bases 181 to 639 code for a protein of 152 amino acids. The record is from RefSeq and is a predicted model, not a curated record. Gene Ontology annotation, biological process: peptidyl-glutamate ADP-deribosylation. Lineage: Eukaryota; Metazoa; Chordata; Mammalia; Chiroptera; Rhinolophidae. The transcript has 6 exons.
UGCGUGCAAUUAAAGGGCUGUGGCGGGAUUGGCUCCGCGUCUGGACUUGUCUGCUGUUUCCCACCUACCAGGGCCGGAUCUGGAGCCCUUUCCCGUGGGGCGGGACCUCGUAACGCCGACUCCAGGUGAAGGGUAACUGCUGAAGAAACAUUUUAAUUCUGGAGAUACCGACUCAGUAUCAUGGCCGGCAGCCCUAAUGAAGAUCCAGAAGGAAGCAGAAUCACUUAUGUGAAAGGAGACCUUUUUGCAUGCCCCAAAACAGACUCUCUAGCCCACUGUAUCAGUGAGGAUUGUCGAAUGGGGGCUGGGAUAGCUGUACUCUUCAAGAAGAAAUUUGGAGGGGUGCAGGAACUGUUAAACCAACAAAAGAAAUCUGGAGAAGUGGCUGUUCUGAAGAGAGAUGGGCGAUAUAUAUAUUACUUGAUUACAAAGAAAAGGGCUUCACACAAGCCAACUUACGAAAAUUUACAGAAGAGUUUAGAGGCCAUGAAGUCCCAUUGUCUGAAGAAUGGAGUCACCGACCUCUCCAUGCCCAGGAUUGGCUGUGGUCUUGAUCGUCUGCAAUGGGAAAAUGUAUCUGCAAUGAUUGAGGAGGUGUUUGAGGCAACAGACAUCAGAAUUACUGUGUACACACUCUGAACAGAUGAACAUUUUGGAAGUGUCCAUGUUUUCCUGUGUCAUCCUUACUAGGCCAUAGGAAUGGGCAAACUGACCUUAAAAUUGUCAGAAGAAAGUUUCAUGUGAAGUAGUCUGUGUCGCAAGGCCAGGCUGUAUUACUGUGAUUGGACUGGAACUGUGGAAGAGGGAUUGCUUGGGAAAUGUGGAUGUGAUUUUUUUUUUUGCAGGAAGGUAGGUAGUAGACGGCCUGAUGGUAGGUGGGGAACCAAAUGUUGGGCCUAUGACCGUGUUUUGCUCCAGGAUGCUACCUGAUUUGUUUGGCUUGCCACUAGGUGGCAGCAUUUAUUCUACUUCUCUGCUGUUGGAGAGAAACUUCAGGAAGGAUGAACAUUUAAUUUUGCGUCCCUUGUAGCUUGUGCAUUCACUUGGCAUUAUCCUUAUGUCAUCAGAUUCCUCCUAGGAGAGAAUUUUAAAGAGUUUUUUUGUUUGUUUAAAUUACAAAAAUGGGUUUUUACAUUAUUAAUAAGGAAUUUGGUGAAAAAAUUUGGUGAAAAAUGGGAAAAUCAGUGUCUUGGGCUCCACUGAGGCUCUGUAUACAUGUCUAGGUUAUUCUGGACUUGGAUCAUGGAAGAUUCACCUGUAACUUAAUUUGGAAAAGUCAGAGAGGGCGUCCAGUGGGAAGAGCAGCAAGGUGAGAAAUAAGAAUGGACAGCAAGUGUCAACAUCGAGGAAAGGCAGGUUUUCAGAACCUCUUCAUUGUAAACUGCAUAGUAGUUCUGUCUCCUGUGUAGUUUCUGUGAUUGAAGCUGUCUGAAUCCAUUCAUGAGACAAAUGAAAUAAUGUAUGAUAAAUGCCUGACAGAGUGCUUAGUGCAGAGUAAUGACUCAGUUUGCAACAAAAUCCAUAUGAAUCUUCUUU